Gracilinanus agilis (Agile Gracile Mouse Opossum) is the source of this 3287-nucleotide messenger RNA. It is a transcript of the gene GLIS3, whose product is annotated as GLIS family zinc finger 3. Lineage: Eukaryota; Metazoa; Chordata; Mammalia; Didelphimorphia; Didelphidae. Gene Ontology annotation, cellular component: nucleus. The transcript has 8 exons. Gene Ontology annotation, molecular function: RNA polymerase II cis-regulatory region sequence-specific DNA binding; DNA-binding transcription factor activity, RNA polymerase II-specific. Gene Ontology annotation, biological process: regulation of transcription by RNA polymerase II. The record is from RefSeq and is a predicted model, not a curated record. The coding region runs from base 80 to 2425 and encodes 781 amino acids.
GAGGAAGUUUAAAGGAGAAAGGGUUCAGCAUGAAUGGGGGGUGGGGAGUGUAUGUAUUCAACUGUCUUGCAUAUAGGACAUGAAAGCUAAUCUGCUUCAUUUGUUUUUAGGGGGUCUUGGCUAUGGACCUCAGUGCAAGUCCAUUGGAAAAGGCAGCUGCAACAAUCUAGUGGUCACCAGCAGUCCCAUGAUGGUUCAACGGCUGGGACCCAUAUCACCUCCUGCAAGCCAGGUCUCUACAGCAUGCAACCAGAUCAGUCCUAGCUUACAGAGGGCAAUGAAUGCAACCAACAUGAAUAUACCUCCUUCAGAUACCAGGUCCCUCAUGUCACGGGAGUCUUUGGCAUCCACGACUUUGAGUCUAUCAGAAAGUCAGUCAGCGUUGAGUGUGAAGCAAGAAUGGUCCCAUGGCUACAGGGCUCUUCCUUCUCUUCAUUCCAAUUCAGGCUCUCAGAAUGGCAGUGAUCUAGGAGACUUACUUAGCAUCCCACCUGGGACAUCCAUGUCCAACAAUAGUGUCUCCAAUUCAUUACCAUCUUAUCUCUUUGGCAUGGAAAACAGCCACUCUCCUUAUCCUAGCCCCAGACACUCUUCAACCAGGUCUCACUCAGCUCGUUCUAAGAAGAGAGCCCUUUCCCUUUCCCCUUUGUCUGAUGGCAUUGGCAUUGACUUCAACACAAUCAUCCGGACUUCCCCAACAUCCUUAGUUGCCUAUAUUAAUGGUUCCCGGGCAUCACCUGCCAAUAUCUCCCCACAACCAGAGGUCUAUGGGCAUUUUCUAGGAGUUAGGGGUAGCUGUAUUCCCCAGUCAUGCUCUAUCCCAAGCACUCAACGAAGUCUUCUGGUGACUAGUGGCAGCCUUACCAUCCCUGCUUACAAUGAGAAUGGGGUGGUAGAAUACCAGCGCAUGCAGCAGCUGGAGCAGAGCAGCUUGCAGUCAGCAAUUAUGAACAACAUGGUGGUACAGCAGGGCCUGCCUGUUUCAGAGGGCCAGCCAGCUGGUUUAUUAAAAAGUGAACGCUUGGAUGACUUCCCAGGUGGUGCCAUUGAUAUUCCUCCUCCCCCUCCACCUCCUCCUUUGCCAGCACCACCACCACCACAAGGGCCCCCACCACCUUACCAUGCCCAUCCGCACCUUCACCAGCCUGAGCUCAUUCACCAUCCCCACCCACUUCCUUUGCCCCCUUCUGCCCAAGGUCCCCAGCAGGAAGAGGAUGGUGAAUUAGAUGAUUUUAAUGGAAAACACUGCUGUCGCUGGAUUGACUGCAGUGCCACAUAUGAUCAGCAAGAGGAGCUUGUACGGCACAUAGAGAAAGUUCACAUAGACCAGAGGAAAGGAGAGGACUUUACAUGUUUUUGGGCUGGUUGCCCUAGAAGAUACAAGCCAUUCAAUGCCCGAUACAAACUGCUGAUCCACAUGAGAGUCCACUCAGGAGAGAAGCCGAACAAGUGUACGUUUGAAGGCUGCAAGAAGGCCUUUUCAAGGCUAGAAAAUCUCAAGAUUCACCUAAGAAGCCACACAGGAGAGAAACCAUACCUGUGCCAGCAUCCAGGAUGUCAGAAAGCCUUCAGUAAUUCCAGUGAUAGAGCCAAGCACCAGAGAACCCAUCUGGACACUCUGCGGUCAAGCAUGGAGCUCGAUCAAGAUAUCUUCAAUAAUUGCCUCACCAUUCAGCCUCUCCAACCUACUACUUCCCCACAGGAUGUUGCAGAUGGUACCAUGGGAAGAUCUCCAGGAUCUGUCCACGACAUCUAUUCAGCCGCGAUUUUCUCCAGCACUCACUCAAGCCGGAGUGGAACAGCUGCUGGGGCUGGGCCUCCCCCACAUCCCGUCAGUCACCCUUCUCCGGGACAUAAUGUACAGGGGAGCCCCCACAACCCCUCCUCCCAGCUACCUCCUCUCUCGGCUGUGGACUCAGGAACUGAAAGGUUUGCCCCUUCUGCUCCAUCUCCUCACCAUAUCAGCCCCCGGAGAAUGCCAGCCACCACUACAGUCAUGCAGAGACCACCACCUUCCCAUGUUCAGCAGCCAGCAGGAUCACACUUGAAGUCAUACCAACCAGUAACAAGUUCUUCCUUUCAACCAAAUGGCAUCCAUGUCCAUGGGUUCUACGGGCAGCUGCAGACAUUUUGUCCUCCGCAUUACAGUGAUCCUCAGAGAAACAUGGCCCAUGGCAACUCCUGCAAUAUGGUGCCUUCCUUUGAAGAUUGCCUUGUCCCUGCAUCCAUGGGCCAGGCAGGAUUCGAUGUUUUCCACCGAGCUUUUUCUGCUCAUUCAGGCAUUACAGUGUAUGAUCUACCAUCAGGUUCCACUGGCAUCUUUGGUGAGUCUCUCCGAAAUGGAUCUGAAGAUGCUACCUUCCUACAGAUCAGCGCUGUGGAUCGCUGCCCCAGCCAGCUUUCUUCUGUCUAUACUGAAGGCUAAAAGCCACCCUGGCAUCUAAUGCUCAUCCCCAAACCCUCUGCUUCAAAUCCCCUUCCCUCCAUCCCAGAUAGGACCCUGAGUGCCCGGGUAUGCACAGCCCAGGAGCACAGAAGGAUCCUUGCAAAAGAGGGCUGGAGAGAUGCAGGUCCUCACCAAGCCUUCAGAAGGUCAGCAGGCGAGCCUCUUUCUCCUUUGGUUUGCUGAGUCUUGGGACAGCCCACCUAUCUUUUCAAAGGAAAUUCAAAGACUGAAUGAGAAAGUGGCUGUUUUGGGGAGACUUUUCCCAUGGAACCACUGAAAUCAUGAAAGAAAAAAUUCAGGCUUGGUUUGGGGACAAUCGUCUUUUCACACAAGGACAUAGAGGCACAGUACAAGCCUCUUAAGGCACAGAGCUAUGCCAGGCACACAGCUCUGUGGUGCUUCUGCAGCUAAGCAAAGCCAAACACAAAAGGGAAAAAAAUAGAGCUUCUGACAGAUGCCUUUGGUGACACCACCUCCCAGAGGCCCUCCAGGGAUGCUACCUGGCCCAGUAUCUCCAGCAAGCUUGGUUCAUCUCUCCCAUUUUAUACCCACAGGCUUACCAGUAGUUUGCUUUUUUUUUACUAUUUUUCUAAUUACAUUAUUUUAUGCAAUGAAUAAAAAGAAUCUGCCAAGUACAGUGACUUGAAAGACAAUUUACUUUUAUCCCAGCUAAUUCUUCCACUUAUAAGAAUUAGGGCACCUUUUUGUCACUUAAAAGAAAGAAAAAACAAACAACCAGGAAAAAAAAAAAACAACUUUUCUGUGGCCUCUUUCUGGCAUCGCCAAAUAAAUAAAUAAAGCACCCCUACUUGUAUUUCCUCAUCCUUUAAAAUCCUGCCCA